Molecule: messenger RNA, 641 nt
Organism: Schistosoma guineensis
Lineage: Eukaryota; Metazoa; Platyhelminthes; Trematoda; Strigeidida; Schistosomatidae
Source: the annotation of a GenBank genome assembly
AUUCUUGAAGGUUUGGCGCUAUUUCAGACAAUAUUCGUUACGCGCGUCUUAACGUGACUAGUCAAACGCCCGUACAUAAUUGUAAUCGUUCUUCAUAUAUUUAACUCGUAGGCUCAGUUUGCCACCUAACUGAACAACAUUAUUUGCUGAUAGUAAUGAAGUGAUGUCGACACCUGUUUUAUUAGGAUUGGGUAUGAUAGCCGUAGGAGUUGCUGGACGUUAUAUAACACGGAAUACGAAUAUUGGUAGUAUACAAAAGCUUUUCAGUAUAUCUGGACUAAAUGGCUCCAAGUAUUAUCGUGGGGGGUUUGAACAAAAUAUGUCCCGGCGUGAAGCUGCCUUAAUUCUUGGAGUGAGUCAACAGUCAAGUAGAAAUAAAAUUAGGGAUGCUCAUAAGAGGAUCAUGCUUCUUAACCAUCCCGAUAAAGGCGGUUCCCCAUACUUGGCUGCUAAGAUCAAUCAGGCCAAAGAUAUACUAGAAUCCAACAAAAGUUAACCACCACUAACGACCCCGCUGUAAUAUAUCGCCCACUGUUUUACAAUGUCAAAUACAGUUUACUUUUCAAUUGUUGAACUGUAGACUUAUAGUUACAAAAAUGUAAAUUGUUAAAUACUUAUCUUUUGAAUAAACGUUUUUUCUC